Molecule: messenger RNA, 4371 nt
Organism: Chinchilla lanigera (long-tailed chinchilla)
Lineage: Eukaryota; Metazoa; Chordata; Mammalia; Rodentia; Chinchillidae
Gene: Zdhhc5
Product: zinc finger, DHHC-type containing 5
Biological process (GO): protein palmitoylation
Molecular function (GO): palmitoyltransferase activity
Source: RefSeq, a predicted model, not a curated record
GGGCAUGGGUGAAUGAGAGAGUGAGCGGGGGCGGGCGCGGCGGCGCGAGCCUCAUGAAUGAGAGGAACGUGCCCCGCGCGAGACGCCGCGCGCACCCGGGCCGGGGAGCCAAUGGGAACGCCGGGAGGGCGCGAGCCCUGGCUCUGAGGGCCGCGGCCGCGCACCGGCACGAAGGCGAGCGUCGCGGGCGGGAGCGCGCGAGCGGGGCGGGCGUGGAGCGUGCGGGGGCCGCGCGCUGCCUCCUCUCUCAGCGGCCGGACGGCACUGCUGGGAAGCGGCGGUGACAACGACGGCGGCGGUGACGGGCGUGAGACACCAUAACGCAGCUCACCUCUGCAUCCGCAAAGCCCACGUUUGAAGACGGAAGAUCAGAGGCCUUGAGAAACUUGGAGACGGGGACACCUUUGGAGCUUUGCCUUUACCCACGGUGGUCUGUUAAAGCGUCGUCACGAGGACGUGGCUCUUCAUCGCUUUCUGCUUGCUGGGAAGAACAUGGCUUCGUGGAUUUUACGUUUCCCCUCAGUUUUGCAUGAACUCUAUGGGAAACAGAGCCUGUAAGAGGUCAGGAAGAGCGGGAAGAGAGUGAAGACGGCCAGGCGUGCUGCUCUCCCUCCCCCGUCAGAGAAGAGGGCUUACAGCGCAGCCCCGUGACAGCUGCUGCCCUGUGUUGGCCAUCAGGAAAGGAAGAAAUAAAAUUAAGGCGCUGUUGCCAGACAGCAGGCCCUGGUGAAGUCCAGGUGCGGGAGUGGUGGCCCCAGGAAGACGCCCAGAAGGGACAAGGACUGCAGCUACAAGAGCUUCUCUUGAAAGCUGACGGGGCCCUGGGUUCCUCUUGAGUCAAGAGAGGGGGCAGGGUGCCCUCGAGUGGAGCUGCUGCUGGGUCUCCUUGGGAUUGUGUGCCCACGCCGGAUGCCCUUGACUUUCGAAGUGCCGCCGUGUCCGAGCCGGGCUUCGGGCUGCCUGACUGUGUGCUUUGGCCACCUGCACCUGGCUUGUGUGCGCAGCCUGUGGUCGCAGGCCAGUUUCCAGACUCGCUCGGAUCUCCUAAUCUGCCCCCAGGCCUUGCCCCAGGGCCGGCUCCUCAGCACUUGAAGCCGCCUUUCCUGCCCGUGCUUUCCCCUCCUCCGGGACCUGUGACUGCAGUGCUCUUGGGAGGGGGCGGGUGCUACCUUGGCGGCUCCAGCCUCCCUGGGUUGGCGCCCUCUCCGCCGCCCCUCGCCCCGUUUCUUGCCUGUCCUGCCGCCGCGUGUGCCUGGGCUAUGCGGCAGGGCAGCUCUCCCUUCACAGCUCCAACAUGCCCUCAGAGUCUGGAAAGAGGUUCAAACCCAGCAAGUAUGUCCCGGUCUCCGCAGCCGCCGUCUUCCUAGUGGGCGCCACCACCCUCUUCUUCGCCUUUACGUGUCCAGGACUGAGCCUGUAUGUGUCGCCUGCAGUGCCCAUCUACAAUGCGAUCAUGUUUCUCUUUGUGCUGGCCAACUUCAGCAUGGCCACCUUCAUGGACCCAGGGAUUUUCCCUCGAGCGGAGGAGGAUGAGGACAAAGAGGACGACUUCCGAGCUCCCUUGUACAAAACAGUGGAGAUCAAGGGCAUCCAGGUGCGCAUGAAGUGGUGCGCCACCUGCCGCUUCUACCGGCCGCCACGCUGCUCGCACUGCAGCGUCUGUGACAACUGUGUGGAGGAAUUUGACCACCACUGCCCCUGGGUGAACAACUGUAUUGGCCGCCGGAACUACCGCUACUUCUUCCUCUUCCUCCUCUCCCUGACAGCCCACAUCAUGGGCGUGUUUGGCUUUGGCCUCCUUUACGUCCUCUACCAUUUGGAGGAGCUCUCAGGCGUCCGCACGGCUGUCACUAUGGCAGUGAUGUGUGUGGCGGGCUUGUUCUUCAUCCCUGUCGCGGGCCUCACGGGAUUUCACGUGGUGCUGGUGGCCAGGGGACGCACAACCAACGAGCAGGUUACGGGUAAAUUCCGAGGAGGCGUGAACCCCUUCACCAAUGGCUGCUGUAACAACGUCAGCCGCGUACUCUGCAGCUCCCCAGCGCCUAGGUAUUUGGGGAGACCAAAGAGAGAGAAGACGAUUGUCAUCAGACCUCCUUUCCUUCGGCCGGAAGUGUCGGACGGGCAGAUCACUGUGAAGAUCAUGGACAAUGGCAUCCAGGGGGAGCUGAGGAGAGCGAAGUCCAAGGGCAGCCUGGAGAUCACGGAGAGCCAGUCCGCAGACGCAGAGCCGCCGCCACCCCCCAAGCCGGACCUGAGCCGCUACACGGGGCUGCGCACGCACCUCAGCCUGGCUCCGCACGAGGACAGCAGCCUGCUGGGCCAGGACAGCCCCCCGACGCCCACCAUGUACAAGUACCGGCCAGGCUAUAGCAGCAGCAGCGCGGCGGCCAUGCCUCACUCCUCCAGUGCCAAGCUGAGCCGCGGGGACAGCCUGAAGGAGCCCACCUCCAUUGCAGAGAGCAGCCGCCACCCCAGCUACCGCUCCGAGCCCAGCCUGGAGCCUGAGAGCUUCCGCUCUCCCACCUUCGGCAAGAGCUUCCACUUCGACCCCCUGUCCAGCGGCUCCCGCUCCUCCAGCCUCAAGUCGGCCCAGGGCACGGGCUUCGAGCUGGGCCAGCUGCAGUCCAUCCGCUCGGAGGGCACCACCUCCACGUCCUACAAGAGCCUGGCCAACCAGACGCGCAACGGCAGCCUGUCGUACGACAGCCUGCUCACGCCGUCGGACAGCCCCGACUUCGAGUCCGUGCAGGCGGGGCCCGAGCCCGAGCCGCCGCUGGGCUACACCUCGCCCUUCCUGUCGGCGCGCCUGGCCCAGCAGCGCGAGGCCGCCGGUGCGCUACGACAACCUGUCGCGCCACAUCGUGGCCUCGCUGCAGGAGCGCGAGAAGCUGCUGCGCCAGUCGCCCCCGCUGUCGGGCCGCGAGGAGGAGGCGGGCGUGGGGGACUCGGGCAUCCAGUCCACGCCGGGCUCCGGGCACGCCCCGCGCACCAGCUCCUCCUCUGACGAGUCCAAGCGCUCGCCGCUGGCCAAGACUCCGCUGGGCCGCCCCGCCGGGCCGCGCUUCGGCAAGCCCGAGGGGCGCCGGGGCCUCGCGUCCCCCGAGCCGGGCCCAGCUGCCCCUUUCUUGGGCAGGUCCACGUCUUACAGCAGCCAAAAAGCCCCGGCCAGCGUCUCGGAGGCGGAAGAGGUGGCCCUGCAGCCCCUGCUGACCCCCAAAGACGAAGUGCAGCUGAAGAGCGCCUACAGCAAAUCCAACGGGCAGCCGAAGAGCAUGGGCCCGGCCGCGCCCAGCCCCGGGCAGCCGCCGCUCAGCAGCCCUACGCGGGGCGGCGUGAAGAAGGUGUCGGGGGUGGGCGGCACCACCUACGAGAUCUCCGUGUGAGUCGCUGGCGCCUGCUGCCUACACCAAAGGGCCCGGGGCCACCUUCCCUCGAGGGCGCCCGCCCGGGACCUGGUGAGCGCCCUCGGAGGACAAGGGGCGGCCGGGUGCGCGCUGGGCCUGGGCCGGGAGACCGGGGAGCCGCCCGGCCCGCUCCCUGUGAAGCCGCCCUCCUCCUCCCCACCAGACUCAGUGGACGUUGUGCAAUGCUCGCUCUGGAGGGAACCAGAUCAUUUUUAAACCAGAAAUAAUUUUUUUUAUUAUUGUUACGGAUUCUAUUUUUUUCCUCUUCUGCGUUACCAGGUGUGUGUGUACAUAUAUAUAUAUUAUAUAUAUUAUAAAUAUCAAAGAAAUUAUAUAUCUAUCUGGGCUGGGAAGAUGGGAGGGCUGUGUAUAAGGAGGGAACGCCCCUCCUCCCCCUCCCCAGGCCAGCAGGAAGAGACCCAGCCCCCUCCGUGGGACCCCCGCCACCGCCUGGGAGCCAGCGCCCUGUUGCUGCCGGCGAUGGGUGGGGCUAGAGCAGGGCCGGGCCUGGCAGGGGUGGAGCCUGGGGAGGACGAAGAGUGGCAGGGGCUCCUGGCGCCCCAGGAAGGGGCAGAAGCCCUGGGUGGGGCCGGCUGCUUGAGCGCUCGCCUGGCCCGCUGGGCGGCAGCACUGCGCCCCCCUUCCUGGGGGAGGCAGCGGGGCCUCGUGAACCCCUCCCAGCUCUCCCCAGUUUACACGGUUAACGUCAAAUCAAGGACAGAAGAAUCCAAAAAGCAAUAUUUUUAAUCAUAUGCCAAAAACUGGGGGCGAGAGGAGGAGCGGCAGGCCCCGGCCCCGCCGUCGCGCUGUCCCCGGGUCGCCCUCAGCCCGGCCGGAUGGUGCUGGGGAGAGGGCUGCUGGGCUCUGACUACACAGGAAGGCCCGGCCUCCGCACAGAGGCCCAUUUAUUUUUAUUGAUUAGCCAUUUUAAACCAGCAAGGAAUAAAAAGAAACCCUGCUCUCACCA